Messenger RNA from Paramuricea clavata, 234 nucleotides. Lineage: Eukaryota; Metazoa; Cnidaria; Anthozoa; Malacalcyonacea; Plexauridae. The record is from the annotation of a GenBank genome assembly.
AUGGAAAAAAUUGAAGAAUUAGAAAAAGCAUCUGAAAAAGACCCUAUCUCAUUCUGGAAAUCACUCAAAACAUGUACCGAUAAUCUAGAUUUCAAUGAAACUAAAAAUAUGCCUGCAGAAGAUGAAUGGUUGGCUUAUUUUGAAAAACUACAUUCUGAACAUAAAUUAGGUGAUGCGCAAGAAGAAAAUCUUGAAUGCAUAAAAAACUAUGAAAAAAACCAAGGAUCAGUUUAA